Aspergillus costaricaensis CBS 115574 is the source of this 490-nucleotide messenger RNA. RefSeq lists its product as uncharacterized. Lineage: Eukaryota; Fungi; Ascomycota; Eurotiomycetes; Eurotiales; Aspergillaceae. The record is from RefSeq and is a predicted model, not a curated record. The transcript has a single exon. The coding region runs from base 122 to 379 and encodes 85 amino acids.
AACGGAAGGAAUUGGAUGGGAAAAACUGGGAAAGGAUGGCCGAGUGGGUAAGGUUCCGAUACGGCGACAAGGGGGGUGGAGAACAGUCAUGAAAAUCAACUGGGGGUUCCUCUCCAGCAUCAUGAGUUGCAAUCGUGACGGGGCAUUUUCUUUUGGGGUCUCUCUGUGCUCUCUGUGCUCUCUCUUGCUCUCUCACUCUCUCUCUCACUCACGCUCGCACUCACACUCUCAAUCAAUCUUUCAAUUCCUUUCACUCCCAUUUCCCAUAUCUGAGAUCUGGCAGACUCUGUCGAGGUCUCCCCAUUUCCACUUUGAGGUCCUCAUCGGAGAAGUCCAGAUGCAGGAGAAAAGCAUUCGAUUGACUGGAAAAGGAAGGUAAAGGGAAAAAAAAGAAAAGGUAAAAUGGUCUCCACAAUAGGGUGCCACUGGGAAGGCCGCAAACGAUAGUUGGUCCAGGAACAAACCAACAGAGGCAGUGAAGUGCGAUGGG